AUACCAAAAUACAUCUAAUAUAUAAUUAGGUAGAUAGAUUGGGAAGAUGUCUACAGUGUCUGGAGCAUGUAUUGUUUCAAAGAUAUCUGGAAUGAUCCAUAUUAAGGAGGAUGCAACCCCUCUGGUGAUUGAAUGGACAGCCAUAGAUCAGCUGAAAGUGGUAACGAUCCCAUUGAACGCAUUAACUAAUCUCCAAGCAUCCAAGGAAACUACUCCCAAGCUUAUGCUUAAGCUUACAUAUAAAGUUGCAGAAGAGGAAACCAAGGAUUUGAAAUUAACAUUUUCCAACCGACCAACAAUGAAUAAUGUGAAAGAUGUCCUUCAAAGUAUUCUUGCUAGACUGAGAACGGUUGUCAAAGAUGUCCCAGUCAAUACACGGGUUGAAGGACCUGGUAGUGGUAUCAAUGGGGGUACUUCUACUGGUGGGGGUGUACAGGGGAGUGGUGGUGCUGGGACUCCUGGUCCAUCUUCAGGAUCAGAACCACCAACGUCAAGUAGUAAUGCCAUCUUGGCCAGUGCAGAUAAUCUUAAUUUUUCACAUCCACAAUCACUUUCAGAUGCUGCACUUCUUAAAAAUCAUACUCUUCAACAGAAACUUUUACUUGAAGAUAAGUUACUUAGAGAAAAAUUCACUCAAGCGGUGAUAAAUUUUAAACUUUCUCCGGUGAUGUUUUGGCAAACAAGAUUGAACCAAUUAAGAACUUUUGCAUUAACCAUUUCACAACAUAGAGGUCCAUAUAAUGUUCUUUCUACCAUUAAGCCUGUUGCAUCCUCGGAUAACCAGGUCAAUGUGAAUGUUACCAGAGAUACCAUCAGAGAGAUCUUUGAUACAUAUCCAAUCAUUAAAAAGCUGUUUGACGAUUUAGUACCAGCAAAAUUUCCUGAAGGUGAGUUUUGGUCAAGAUUUUUCAAUUCUAAACUUUUCAGAAGAUUACGUGGUGAUAAGAUUAAUAACUCAAAUGAAAGAGGUGAUGUUGUAUUGGAUAAAUAUUUAUACGUUGAUGCUGAUUUUGUAGAAGCUGAGGCUGCCAAAACACAAGCAGCAGCUGCUACAACUACUGGUGCCACUACUAGUGCGGGGACUGCAGCUUCUACAACUGACGGUCUGGCAUCCGGAACAUCGAAUGCCGAGAAUAAACUAUCGGAUUCCGCCCCAACUAAAACUGAUUCAGCAACUUUAGAACCAGCACAAAAACGACAGAAAUUAUCUAAACUUAUUGACUUACUCGCCAAUGAAGAAGAUAACUCCCAAAAAUUGGGUAAUCAACCGGAUAUAACUAUGAGAUAUGGAGACAAUGCAGCCAACUUGUUAAAUAAUCCAAAGAAUAAAUCAGGAGCAUUAAAUGGAGGAGAAAAUGAAAUGUUAGUUAUCAUGAGAAAUAUGAAUAAAUUGAGUUCUAAAAUGGUCAAUAGUACUCGAGCUGCUGCAGAAGAUCUCGAAGAUCAUGCGGCAGCUGAGGCCAAAUCCCUUCAACUACAAGAUCUUCAUGAGACAGAAGAGAUUCAUUACACUACGCUUAAGAUAAACAAUGAGCCGGUGGUUCAAGAAAGCACCAAUAUAGAAGUUACUACCCCGUUGAAUAUUUUAAAUGAGUUUAUGUUACGAGAGAAAUUUGAGAAUUUAGGGAAUGGUAUUGACCUUUGUGAAUCAUAUUCUACGAAGAAAGAUGAUAUUGAAAAGACAUCUAUUGAAAUAAAUUCAUUAAUUAAACAUAACUUUAAAACAUUCAGAUUAGGAAGUGGAGGAGGUAAUAUGUCUGCCACUGCACUUGCAGCUCAAACAAUUAUUCCGGUGCUGAUUAUACAAGACAUUAUUACAACACAUAUUACCAGUAUGGAGCUCUUAACUCAUUUUUGGCGAGGAUUUCUUAGCGGGGAUAGUAGUCAGGCAGUUGCUACGAGAAAGAUUGUUAUUUCCCUUAAAAAAUGUUUAGCUCAUUUUGAUACUAUUGAAGAACAAUGUCUUGAAUUAGUUAAAACACAUACCACCGAUGAAAAAUUACGGGAAAAAUUGACCAAGGAAGUGAAGGAAAGUUUGAUGUGUGAUCGGAAUGGGUUGACUAGGGCAUGUAGGGAAUUCCAGCAAGCAUUGAACGCUGCGGAAAGUGUAUAG
Molecule: messenger RNA, 2113 nt
Organism: [Candida] anglica
Lineage: Eukaryota; Fungi; Ascomycota; Pichiomycetes; Serinales; Debaryomycetaceae
Source: the annotation of a GenBank genome assembly